This is a messenger RNA of Apodemus sylvaticus (European woodmouse), 868 nucleotides long. It is a transcript of the gene Comtd1, whose product is annotated as catechol-O-methyltransferase domain containing 1. The record is from RefSeq and is a predicted model, not a curated record. Gene Ontology annotation, molecular function: S-adenosylmethionine-dependent methyltransferase activity; O-methyltransferase activity. NCBI's taxonomy places the organism in Eukaryota, Metazoa, Chordata, Mammalia, Rodentia, Muridae. The coding region runs from base 1 to 789 and encodes 262 amino acids. The transcript has 7 exons.
AUGGCCCAGCCCGUGCCUCGGCUGUCUAUACCCGCCGCGCUGGCCCUGGGCUCGGCCGCGCUGGGCGCCGCCUUCGCUACUGGUCUCUUGCUGGGGAAACGGUGGUCUCCGUGGGGAUCCAGGAGGCAACAGCGCCUGCUGCCACCUGAGGACAAUCCCCUGUGGCAGUAUCUGCUGAGCCGCUCCAUGAGGGAGCACCCAGCGCUGCGGAGCCUGCGACUGCUGACCCUGGAGCAGCCGCAGGGGGAUUCCAUGAUGACCUGUGAACAGGCCCAGCUUCUGGCCAACCUGGCGCGGCUCAUCAAGGCCAAGAAAGCUCUGGAUCUGGGUACUUUCACGGGCUACUCGGCCGUGGCCCUAGCCUUGGCGCUUCCCGAGGCUGGCCGUGUGGUGACGUGCGAGGUUGAUGCAGAGCCCCCGAAGCUGGGACGGCCCCUGUGGAAGCAGGCAGAAGUGGAGCAGAAGAUCGACCUUCGGCUGCAGCCCGCCCUGCAGACAUUGGAUGAGCUCCUGGCGGCGGGCGAGGCUGGAACCUUUGACAUAGCGGUGGUGGACGCGGACAAGGAGAACUGUGCCGCUUACUACGAGCGCUGUCUGCAGCUCCUGCGCCCUGGCGGCGUGCUCGCUGUGCUCAGAGUCCUGUGGGGCGGAGAGGUGCUGCAGUCUCAACCCCGGAGCAAGACAGUUGAAUGUGUGCGGAACCUAAACGAGCGCAUCCUGAGGGACGCCAGGGUCUACAUCAGCCUCCUGCCCCUGGAUGACGGGCUCUCCUUGGCCUUUAAGAUCUAGGGUUAACACGAAGCUUAGGGCUUCGGUGUGAGAACCUAAGAACCCCAGAUUCUGACAAUAAAAGUAAUGGAACAGGCGA